Zychaea mexicana is the source of this 571-nucleotide messenger RNA. RefSeq lists its product as uncharacterized. The transcript has 2 exons. The record is from RefSeq and is a predicted model, not a curated record. Lineage: Eukaryota; Fungi; Mucoromycota; Mucoromycetes; Mucorales; Lichtheimiaceae. Bases 41 to 508 code for a protein of 155 amino acids.
CCACUUUGCCUGUCCUGUCAUUAUUGCUAAUGGUGCAUGAAUGUGCUGGCGUAUGUUCGCUACCCCAAGCAUCAAAGGUCUGUGCUACUCAAAUCGUUCAAAUAAAAGUGAUACGCCUUACAUCGUCACGAUGGAAAAUGACACACGGACCGCAUGCCGCAGAGAUGCCACCUUGAUCAACCCUCCAUUCUUUCUCUGUACAAGCUUAUCAAAAAGAUACCUCCUCCCAUGGUCUAGAGCUCUAUUCUUGCGCAGACACAGGAAGCUUCGUCUGCCAAACAGCUCUACCACUGAAACCGAGCCAUGGAGAUUUGAAAAAUGCAUAUGUCGUAAAAUGUACAGCCGGUGUUUGAAAUUCUUUUGCUUGCCUGCAAAGAAAGAGAAAGAGCGGCCUGGCAAAAAAAAGAAAAGGAAAAAAAAGUUGCUUUUUCUCUCUUUGCUUCCUCUCUUCGCACCAGUCGUGUUGCGCGUUUUCAUUGACGUUUUAUUUUCUUUCUCUCUUGUCUAACUCUCUAUAUCUACGGCAACCUUUAAUUCUCUUAGGGAAACUUAAAGACAAAGCUCUUUUUUA